Molecule: messenger RNA, 639 nt
Organism: Coffea arabica (coffee)
Lineage: Eukaryota; Viridiplantae; Streptophyta; Magnoliopsida; Gentianales; Rubiaceae
Source: RefSeq, a predicted model, not a curated record
AUGGAUUUAAUGCAGAGAGUCUUUAAGAAGUAUCUAGAUCAGUUUGUAGCGGUUUUCAUCGACGAUAUCUUGAUAUACUCUAAGACUCGAGAGGAACAUGUUAAGCACUUGGAGAUAGUCUUGCAAAUAUUAAGGGAGCAGAAGCUGUAUGCCAAAUUCAGCAAGUGCGAGUUUUGGCUGGAAGAAAUAUUUUUUCUAGGGCAUAAAGUUUCCAAGGAGGGAAUUGCCGUGGAUCCGGCAAAAGUUGAGGCCGUUAUGAAUUGGAAGCAGCCGGAAACCCCAACUGAAGUUAGAAGUUUCUUGGGAUUAGCAGGUUAUUAUAGGCGAUUUAUCAAGGAUCUUUCAAAAAUUGCUGGACCCAUGACCGAGCUAACCAAAAAAGGGAAUAGGUUCAUUUGGACUCCGAAGUGCGAGUCAAGUUUUCAGGAAUUAAAGAAGCGUUUAACAUCCGCUCCUGUUUUGGUGUUACCUGACGGGGAAAAAGGUUAUGCCGUAUACUCCGAUGCUUCUGGAGAAGGUCUAGGAUGUGUUUUAAUGCAAAAUGGUAAAGUGGUUGCCUACGCUUCCAGGAGACUGAAGCCUCACGAACAAAACUACCCAACUCACGACCUAGAGUUAGCAGCAGUGAUUUUCGCCUAA